ACAGAAUUCUUGCUGCCCAUGCUAAGAAACUCUAGCCUAGAUUCAUGAUCACCCAGGGGAGCUGAGAUAUAGUCACAGGCAUGUUGUGAAUAGCUAAGCUGGGGGCAUAAAUGAGAGAGCGUUACCAAACCAAAGUCCAAGGGCCCAAUGCUUCAAAAGGCCAAAACUCAAAACAUCAGGGUUUGAAGUAAGUAAAGGUUUAUUGAUUGAAAAGGUGCCAACCAAGAAGAUGGGGGACCUAGUGGUGCCUCAAAUCCAUCUUGCUUGCUGGGCUGGGUUAAGGGUUUUUAAAGGGCUAAGGGGAACAGGUGUGUGGAAGUGCUGGUGGGACAAGUGUUCGCUGGAGGACCUUGGAACUUGGCCAUUUAUGGUAAAGGGACGUCAACACCAGAUCUUCCUGGACAACAGACCCUUGGCUUCUGCUGUUCGAGGAUUCCGGUGUUCAAGUUCCGGUUAUGUCCUGGUCCUUUGGUCCCAUGGGGGUGGGGUCGGGGAGAGGGACGUGCAAGAUUUUGGUUCCAGGUGCAGCUGGGGCCCAAGUUCUCUCAUCUGCGCAUGCUUCACCUGCAUGACUUGUGGUUUUGGUCUGUUGUCUCUGAAAAGCAACUGAACACCUCAUCAAACAGAACAGAACCAUUCUGAGCUGGUUCCACAGUUACAAGGAGAAAGACAAAAGGGAGGGCGUCUAUACAUGGUCUCAUCUCUCCUAUCAUCCAUGCUUGUGCCUAUCACCAAUCUAUUGUAUUUUACCCCUUGUUCCCACAGACAGCUCCCCAGAAGAGAAUGGUUCUGAGAAACAGCUCCUCGGUGACUGAAUUUAUCUUUGGGGGAUUCUCAGAACAGUCAGAGGUCCAUGUCCCCCUCUUCUUCCUGUUCUUAGGGCUCUAUGUGCUUACUGUGGUGGGCAACUUGGGCUUGAUCACCUUAAUUGGUCUGAAUUCUCGCCUUCACACUCCCAUGUAUUUUUUCCUCUUCAACUUGUCUUCGAUAGAUCUCUGUUAUUCUUGUGUCUUUACUCCCAAAAUGCUGCACGACUUCGUGUCAGAAAAUAUCAUCUCUUACGCAGGAUGCAUGACUCAACUGUUUUUCUUCUGCUUCUUGGUCAAUUCUGAGUGCUACGUGCUGGUAUCCAUGGCCUACGAUCGCUAUGCGGCUAUCUGCAAUCCUCUGCUGUACACGGUCACCAUGUCCCCCCAGGUCUGUGCUCUGCUGAUGUUGGGUUCGUAUGCGGUAGGGUUUGCUGGGGCCAUGGCCCACACCGGAAACAUGCUGAGACUGACCUUCUGUGGUUCCAACAUCAUCGACCACUAUCUGUGUGAAGUUCUCCCCCUCUUGCAGCUCUCCUGCACCAGCACCCAUGUCAACGAGCUGGUGUUUUCUAUUGUUGUUGGAAUGGUCAUUGCAACAUCCAGUAUCAGCAUCUUCGUCUCUUAUGCUUUGAUUCUCUCCAGUAUCCUCCGCAUUCCUUCUGCUGAGGGAAGGUCCAAAGCCUUUGGCACAUGUGGCUCCCACAUCACCGCCGUGGCUCUGUUUUUCGGGUCAGGGGCCUUCACCUACUUAACAACCUCUUUUCCGGGAUCUGUGGGCCGGAGUAAAUAUGCUUCAGUCUUCUACACGAACGUCGUGCCCAUGCUUAACCCUUUGAUCUACAGUUUGAGGAAUAAGGAUGUUAAACUUGCCCUGGGCAAAACCCUGAAAAGAGUGCUUUUCUGAUGGUUCUGUUUGUAUCAGUGAAUUACUGAGAAGCAUCACAGUAUCUUUGUAUCGACAGGUGGGGAGAUUUUCAUCUUGUUUCUCUGUUAGGGUCUUCUCCCCACUUUAAAAAUUGGAAACGUCUUACUUAUACUCUUCUUGGGGAUUAUACUGUGUUGUACUACUUAAACUGGCCCAUUGUAUGAAUUUAGCAUUGAUUAAGUGGUUAUAAUUGACUUGACUCUAUAGUAGGCCCAAGAGAUUAAUAAGAUGAGGCCCCACACAUUCCAUCCUUUUCUCGGUAGGCUAACUGGGUUCUUGCCAGUGACAUGUCCAGCUGGGAGAUGGAGCAAAUGGUGGUAUGAGGGUCCAAGAGAGUGAAUUUGUUUGUUUUUUUUCUAUAGGAGCAGCCUUAGCAAAGACCAAACGUAGAUACCUUGGGGCCAUAGGUAAGAUAGUCUUCCAGUCCGCAGAAAGAUUGCUUGGCUAGGAAGAUCAUACAUUGUCUCUUUCAUAUACAUAAAUGUGCAUGCAAGAGAAGGCUUCCCCCGAGAGUUCUUCACAUAGUCUGAACUGUAAAGAUAAAUCAAAACGAAAAUAUUUCAUUUCCAAGUUCCAGAACUCUUAGGCCUUGGAAUAGUAACCAAGGGGUAGGCGGUCUUCUAACUGGGUCAGUUCCUUGGGCUCUGGGUGCUGAGGCUAAAAGCAAAAGAAGAACAAAGGAGGGGCUCCAUGGGCGCACAUGACUAUGUUCACUGCUGCCUCUGUUCUGCCCUGGAGAUCUGUGUGCAUUAGGGAGGGUUUGGGAAAAUUCUUCUAUCCUUUAAAGUACCUUUUAGACUUUAUCGUCUCUAAGAGCGUGUGUGUGUGUGUGUGUGUGUGUGUGUGUGUGUGUGUGUGUGUGUGACAGUUAAUUAUUAAUGAAUCAGGAAGAAAGAAAAGUCAUAUUACACUCUCAACUUGCGGGAAGACUUGGAAGGACCCAGAAUUCGAGUCCAGAAACCACUCUGAACUACUCGGUUGAAGGUGCUGCUAUUCUUGAUGGAAUAGCUUGGAUUUUGAGGAAUACCUCCCCAGAAACUGCCCUGAGCACAGGCAGGAAGGUGAACCUCGGGCCAGACCAACCCCUGUGGAGAGGCGGCGGGUGAAGACUCAGGAUGAAGCCAGAAGAAUGGGGCACUCGCUGAGCAGAGGCUGGAACGUGGGGUGUCCUUGAGGAGAACCUGUCAGAAGCGUUUCACACUUUUCUCUUGGCUGUGGGGAGGGUCGUGUAAAGUACCGAGUCUACAUAUUUUGCGUUGCUGCUAUUUCCCCAACUCUUCCACAACUUAGCCUAGUUUCCAAGCGUGUCUUGGUAUGAGAAACCAGGCAGCAAAGAGAAGUAAGGGUUUUCUCACAUUCGCUGCUCUGCUGGCAUCCAUGUGGGAGUAGUGACAUCGCACUGAGAAGAAAGGAAGUUCGCGUGUCCCAAGUCUCGGUCAGAAGCAAGACAUGCAGAGAUGGAGCUGAGAGCAGCCCGGGAGCACCUGCAGCGUGGAAGUGACUAAGGAGGAGACAGGAGACAAACCUUAAUUUCCCCCCAAAUACGCUAAAGAUGUGUGAAGGUGGAUUAUCCCUAGACCAGGGAUGGGCAAACUU
Messenger RNA from Myotis brandtii (Brandt's bat), 3330 nucleotides. RefSeq names its product olfactory receptor 8B4. Gene Ontology annotation, molecular function: G protein-coupled receptor activity; olfactory receptor activity; odorant binding. Gene Ontology annotation, biological process: G protein-coupled receptor signaling pathway; sensory perception of smell. Bases 784 to 1713 code for a protein of 309 amino acids. Lineage: Eukaryota; Metazoa; Chordata; Mammalia; Chiroptera; Vespertilionidae. Gene Ontology annotation, cellular component: membrane. The record is from RefSeq and is a predicted model, not a curated record. The transcript has a single exon.